GAAUAAAGCGGUGCUCACUGUUUUAUUUAAAUGGAAGCAAUGUACAGUAGUUCUUUUGUAUGUUUCAGAUAGUGAUCAUGUGAGUGAGUGUAUCUUUAAGAUUAAUCUACUUCCUUAACAAACUUUACUAGUCAACAUAUGUCUUGCUCCCGUCUCAAAAAAAAAAGGCUUGGAGAUUGUUGUCAAAUCAAAAAGAAAAAAAAUAUGGCUUCACACGUCACAUGCGCAUCACUGACCUUAAGACAGUACCAGUACAUAUGUUUUUUCGUAAUUUUUCUAACUUCAGGGUAUAUAUGCAAAAUUUGGUUUGAAAUGCCCUACGUUGUUUUAAUCUAAUUUCUAUACAUUCAGCCCACAGGCGCAACAGACAUUUCUUCAGCAGGGCGUCCAGCCCAAUCCGGCCCAUGUUUAUCUGCUCGUUUUCCUGAACCAGUGAGCCCAAGUAGUGUUGUGCUACCGUUUCCUUUCAAAUCUGUUCCAUACCAAUGCCCGUUUACUUUGACAGAAGUAAUCGUCUCCUCUCUAAACAGUAAAUAAAGCAGCUGUCAAUUAGUUCUGCAUGCAGGAUUAGCACAGGGGAACAGCCUUUCCAAGUCGGUCGCUUUUGAUAACGAUAUAUCCUCGCGUUGAAGUCUCUGGCUGCCGUGGAAACCAUUGCAGGUUGCAGGUCUUUCUCUGACCCUUGUCGUGUUCUUCCUGCAAUCUAUCCUAGGUCCCUAGCCUGAUACGCAUGCCAACCAAGACGGCACUGAAGCUCCACAACAAGAAUCCCGGUAAGCGCAGCGUCAGUCAAGUGAUAGUAACAUGCUGUAGCAGGAAGUUUUGUGUAUACCCAUCCAGUUAGGAGUUAGCCAUGGUGGACUCACUGCUGCUUGCUAAAUGAUUGAAUUUGGCACAGCACUGUUCCAUUCAUUCAGAGCAGGACGCACCUAUCGUCGUGUUUCUUCGGCUUUCCUGCUUCUCGGUGUUCUUUCUGCUCCGUAGCUCUUCUCCAGUAGCCGUUUGGGUUGUGCGGUGAGGUUGAGACUCUUCAGAGCUGAUGACAACUUGGAUGCGCGCUAGCAUGCGAAGCCUGUGAAUUUUGCGCAGCAAUACGUCCACCGGAUCAGAAGACUUUCUUAUUUCAUUUUCUCAAGUUAGUCCUCAACCUCAAGCUUGGGAUAGGCUGUUAAAUCCACCAUGGAUAAGCUCCAGUUAGCUCUGAUCCUCGUGGGGAUCAUCCCAGCUCUCUGCUGCUUCAGCGCUGCUGCAUACACUCCUGCGGACAACUACCUCAUCAGCUGCGGCUCCUCGGUCGGCACGACGGUCGGCCAGAGGGUCUUCGUCCCCGACGACUCCGGCUCUGUCACCCUGACCUCUUCUCACAGCGCCGCGGUAAGAGCUCCGCCCGGUUUCGAGAGCGCCGCGCUGUACCAGACCGCCAGGGUGUUCACGGCGCCGUCGUCCUACGCGUUCAAGAUCAGCCGCCCCGGCCGGCACUUCGUCCGCCUCCACUUCAUCCCCUUCGCGAGCCAGAGCUACGACCUCGCCGCCGCGAGCUUCAAGGUGUCGACGCAGGACGCCGUCCUGAUCGACAGCUACACGCCGGCGAAGAUCGGCGCGUCUCCGCCGGUGCCCCGCGAGUUCUUGCUGGACGUCGCCGGUGGCACGCUCAUCGUCACGUUCGUGCCGCUGGCCGGAGGCCUCGCGUUCGUCAACGCCGUCGAGGUCGUCUCCGUCCCCGACAACCUCAUGGCUGACCCGGCAAGGACGUCACCGGGCCAGCAGCUCAUCCCGGUCGAGCUGCCGCUGCAAACGGCGUACAGGGUCAACGUGGGCGGCCCGGCGGUCCCUGCCACCGGCGACACGCUCUGGCAGGGGUGGACCAACGACCAGAGCUACUUGGCCGCGUCGGCCGGCGUCGUCACCCGAGAGUUGGCCUACAACGGAAGCCUGAACUACCUCGCCGGCGAGGCGACGCCGGUCGACGCGCCGGGCAUCGUGUACGCCACGGCCAGGGAGCUGGUCAUGUCGCACGCCGUGGACCAGAUGACGUGGCAGUUCGACGUCGACAAGCAGCCGUCGAGCUACCUGAUCCGAUUCCACUGGUGCGACGUCGUGAGCAGGGCACCUCACCUGCUGAGCAUCGAUGUGUAUGUGGGCAGCCACACGGUGGUGACCGGUCUUGAUCUGUCCGCAAUCGGGAAUGGCGCUCUGGCCUUCCCGUACCACAUGGAUUUCAUCCUGGAUUCCAGCGACCCAUCCGGCAAGAUCAUAAUCUACGUUGGCUCGUCGUCGUCGUCGAUGAAGAAGAACAGCAGCGCGUUUCCAGGCCCCAUCCUGAACGGGAUAGAGAUCAUGAAGAUGCACUUCAGCUCAGGUUCCAUCGUCGUCGUCGAGCCAUCGUCAGCCAGAUUGAAGAAGCAGAAUUUGGCCAUUGUUUUGGGUUCAAUCUGUGGAGCUUUUGCCGUCAUGUCCAUCGCCGUUGUGCUUGUCGUUUUCCUCAGGAAGAAAGAGGGGAGGCUGCUGCAGUCACCGUCGCAGAGCCCGUCGUCGACGCCAUGGAUGCCGCUCCUCAACCGGUUCAGCCUGCGCAGCAGAGGACCGGGUGCCAGCGGAGCAGGAUCGCCCAGCAUCGCCGCUGACAAGGACAUGCCAGGAGCGAUCCCCAUAGCUGGUUCUCCGGCACCGAGCUACCGCUUCCUGCUCGCCAUGCUGCAGGAAGCGACGGGCAACUUCGACGAGGGCCUGGUCAUCGGCGCCGGCGGCUUCGGGAAGGUGUACCGCGCCGUGCUCCCCGACGGCACCAAGGUGGCCGUGAAGCGCGCGAGCUCGGAGUCGCGGCAGGGCGCGCGGGAGUUCCGCACGGAGAUCGAGCUGCUGUCCGGCCUGCGCCACCGCCACCUCGUGUCCCUCGUCGGCUACUGCGACGACGGCGACGAGAUGAUCCUGCUGUACGAGUACAUGGAGCACGGCUCGCUCCGGAGCCGCCUGUACGGCGGCGGCGGCGCGCUCAGCUGGGCGCAGCGGCUGGAGGCGUGCGCGGGCGCGGCGAGGGGGCUGCUCUACCUGCACACGGCGCUGGCCAAUCCGGUGAUCCACCGCGACGUCAAGUCGUCCAACAUCCUCCUCGACGGCGGCCUCGCCGCCAAGGUCGCCGACUUCGGCCUGUCCAAGGCCGGGCCGGAGCUGGACGAGACGCACGUCAGCACGGCGGUGAAGGGUAGCUUCGGCUACGUCGACCCGGACUACGCCCGCACGAGGAAGCUGACGGCCAAGUCCGACGUGUACUCGUUCGGCGUCGUGCUGCUGGAGGCGCUGUGCGCGCGGCCGGCGGUGGACCCGAGGCUCCCCAAGCCGAUGGUGAACCUGGUGGAGUGGGCCCUGCACUGGCAGCGCAGGGGCGAGCUGGGCAAGGUCGUCGACCGGCGCAUCGCCGCGGCGGUGAGGCCCCAGGCCCUGAUCAAGUACGGCGAGACGGCGGCCAGGUGCCUGGCGGAGCGCGGCGCGGACAGGCCGGCGAUGGAGGACGUCGUGUGGAGCCUGCAGUUCGUGAUGCGGCUGCAGGACGACAGCGGCCUUGACUUCUCCGACGUGAACAGCCUGAACUUGGUGCGUGAGCUCACGCCGCCUUUGGAUCCUCGUCAGAGAAGCUCGCACGAGAAUGAAGCCGGCGGUGAGGGGGAGGGUGUGGCCGACGGCGAGGACACCGAUGUGUCCAUGCGAGGUGUCUUCUGGCAGAUGGUCAAUGUGGGCGGGAGGUAAAGGUGAAGCGCACAGAAUCGUCAAAUUAUUAAGAAACAUGUUAACGUACAGCGUUGUCAGACUGCAAUUUGAUGUUAAUACUUAAAUAUAUGAAUACUGGAAAGUUUUUUUUAUAACAUUCCAGAAUC
Panicum virgatum (switchgrass) is the source of this 3872-nucleotide messenger RNA. RefSeq names its product receptor-like protein kinase HERK 1. NCBI's taxonomy places the organism in Eukaryota, Viridiplantae, Streptophyta, Magnoliopsida, Poales, Poaceae. Gene Ontology annotation, molecular function: ATP binding; transmembrane receptor protein tyrosine kinase activity. Gene Ontology annotation, biological process: protein autophosphorylation. The transcript has 4 exons. The record is from RefSeq and is a predicted model, not a curated record. Gene Ontology annotation, cellular component: plasmodesma; plasma membrane. The coding region runs from base 1180 to 3744 and encodes 854 amino acids.